Messenger RNA from Symbiodinium natans, 273 nucleotides. The record is from the annotation of a GenBank genome assembly. NCBI's taxonomy places the organism in Eukaryota, Dinophyceae, Suessiales, Symbiodiniaceae.
AUGCGCAGUUUGGUUGACGAUCCGGGCACCAAGCUGGAUGACAGUGACUUUCUGGACUUUGAGGUAGCCUUUUCUUCGGCAGUGGAGGGCGACACCUUGAAGCUCAAGGUGUUCUACGAGUUCCUGGCCGAUGUUCUGAAGCAUGGGUCCAAGGAGCUCUUGGAGCAAGUUUGGGCCGGCCUCCCGCUUCGCUUCGCGCCGGUCUCGAACUCUGAGCUCGAAGUUGUCCUGGACACUGCCGCCUUGGCGCAGAACGAGGAGCUGGUGACUUGA